AUGGCCUUGACUCCUGUUUUCAAGUAUAGGCGCCCGGCACCAACGAUGUCCUUGACUAGCCUUCCUCCCGAGCUUCUUGACCAGGUGCUUUCCGACAAGGAACUUCAGAAGCGUGAUCUAGCCAACCUUGCACGAGUCAAUAGAAGCAUCUAUCCGCUUGUGCUGAGAAGGCUGUACGCAGAUGUUCUGCUGGAUGGUUCUGACCAUCGCGAAGACAUGGAAGUCCUAGACCUAUUCAACCGAGCUCUUACCGAAUCUCCGCGACUAGCAGCCGCCACCCAGUCCCUAACUAUUAUCACUGGUUCUCCAAAUGAUGCCAGAACUAUCCCCUCUAAGGAAAUCAUUGGGAAUCUUCAUGCUCUUCGGACUCUGCCCCUGGGUUUUUAUGGCAUGGUACAUUGCGCCGCAAACUUCCUCCAGAUGAUUCUGCCGGCAGAGCUCGACACCAGCGCUGCGAUUCUAUCGAAAAUCCAAGAUUUAGAGAUAACCCACCCAGCAAUAACAUUCAGUGGGAUUAUAAAACUCAUUUCUCUUCCCAGGAUAGAGCGAUUGGCCGUGAAGUGCCAUCCAAGACAGGAGGCUCGCGAGGUGGCUGUUUUGCCGUCCACCGAAGGCACCGCUCCUCCCUGA
This is a messenger RNA of Penicillium canariense, 630 nucleotides long. Its product is annotated as F-box protein. The coding region runs from base 1 to 630 and encodes 209 amino acids. NCBI's taxonomy places the organism in Eukaryota, Fungi, Ascomycota, Eurotiomycetes, Eurotiales, Aspergillaceae. The transcript has a single exon. The record is from RefSeq and is a predicted model, not a curated record.